UCCUACUCUGAGCCACACAGAGGAGUGUGAUAGGCUGCUGAGGAGGGGAACUGCAGCACAGUUAGCGGCGUUGUCAGGAAACAGAAGCCCACUCUGAAUGAAUGCAGCUCCCAGAACCAGCUGAACAGGACGCUUCGUCUGUGUGAUUUACCAUGACAACUGAAUCGGGUGCAGACUCUGAGGCCAACCAGCCACAGGCGAAGAAGGAGGCAGAGAAGGAGAAAAGUAAAGCAGCGGCGGACCCUGCCUCGCCCCAGAACCAGCCGGAGCAGCUCCCAGCUGCAGUUGGACACAGCACCCCGGCCAGGAAAGAACAGGAGCAGCAGGAGGAGGACCAGGAGUCCCAGAGGUCGUCCACAAGUCGUCUGUCCAGGUCUCCCUUGAGGGGCGUGAAGAAGGUGAAGAUGAUGCAGUGUAAGAUCGCUCUGCUGGACGGCUCCGACUACUCCGUCAACGUGGAGAAACGAGCCAAAGGCCAAGUGCUCUUUGAUAAGGUGUGUGAAUACCUCAACCUGCUGGAGAAGGACUACUUUGGCAUCACAUACAGAGACAUAGAGAGUCAGAAGAAUUGGUUGGACCCUUCCAAAGAGCUUAAGAAGCAGAUCCGGAACGGACCCUGGAAUUUUUCUUUUAACGUGAAGUUUUACCCGCCAGACCCGUCGCAACUGUGCGAGGACAUAACAAGGUACUACCUGUGCUUGCAGCUGAGGGAUGACGUCGUUUCGGGUCGCCUGCCUUGUUCCUUUGCCACACACACGCUGCUGGGCUCCUACACGGUGCAGUCUGAACUCGGAGACUACGACCUGGAGGAGCUGGGCAGCGACUACAUCAGCGAAAUCCGCUUCGCACCCAACCAGACCAAAGAGCUGGAGGAGAAGGUCAUGGAGCUCCACAAGACCUACAAGGGGAUGACACCAGCUGUAGCCGAAAUCCACUUCCUGGAAAAUGCCAAAAAGCUGUCUAUGUACGGGGUUGACCUCCAUCAUGCUAAGGACUCUGAGGGCGUAGAGAUCAUGCUGGGAGUUUGCGCAAGCGGCCUCCUCAUCUACAGAGACAGGCUGCGGAUCAACAGGUUCGCGUGGCCCAAAAUCCUCAAGAUCUCCUACAAAAGGAACAACUUCUACAUCAAAAUCCGACCCGGCGAGUUUGAGCAGUUUGAAAGUACGAUUGGUUUCAAGCUCCCAAACCAUCGCGCUGCCAAGAGGCUAUGGAAGGUCUGUGUGGAGCACCACACCUUCUUCAGGCUCGUGUCUCCUGAGGCGCCGCCGAAGAAGUUCCUCAGCCUCGGCUCCAAGUUUCGCUACAGCGGCAGAACCCAGGCCCAGACACGGACCGCCAGUGCACAGAUCGCCAGGCCGGCGCCGCUGUUUGAACGCUCCUCCAGCAAACGAUACAACAUGUCCCGCAGCUUAGACGGAGCUCCCAUCACAGAGAACCAUGAGACUCCCAUGAAGGGCAGCGCCGCAGACGGGGCGCCCAAAGUCAUAGCCAAGGAGGACAUCAUCACCACGGUAACGACAGAGAGGAAGGCGGAGGAGGAGAAUGCUGAGCGGGAGGAUGCGCAGGAAGUUGCCACAGAGACCGUCGCCAUGACGCCGCUCAGACACGACACAAAGCCCCCCUCCUCUGCGUACGCCAGCGACCCGCUGCGCUCCGAGCUCUCCCUCCCAUCGUCCCCCAUCUCUUCCACAAAAGUGCGGCGGCGGCGCAGGGAGAGCGGCCGCAAGCGGGCGUCGUCGGUCAGCCCGGCCAAGAGUGGCGGCGGCUGCCGGCGGCGGCAGGCCCACGCCGACCGCAAGGCCGCCCUGCUGGAGGAGCAGGCGUUGCUGCUGUCCGCCCGCAAGCAGCGCCUGGAGCGGGGCGGGCGAUGCGGCGCCGGCGGCGGCACGCUCUUCUCCUUCUCCCUGCACCUGCCCGACCUGUCCUCCGUCCUAGACGAGGACGGCUACAUCACCUUCCCCGAUCUGUCCGAGAUGCGCUUCGUCCCGGAGUGCGCGCAGAACCUCCUCCCCAUCAAGUCGCCAUCCCUCAUCCCCUGCUUCCUGUUCAUCUUCUUCUUCCUGCUCACCACUUCCUUCUCAGUCCCCUACGCCCUCACCCUGUCCUUCCCGCUGGCACUCUGCCUCUGCUACCUGGAGCCCAAGGCAGCCUCCCUGACCGCCUCCAUAGCCCAGGGCUACCAUGACCAUGACAGUUCAGAGGAAGAGGAGACUGACAGCGAACGUACGGACUUUGCCUGUGAUGGAGAGAUGACCGCCACGGAGUCGGAAGCCGAUGAAGACUCCGAGAUGCGGACUCAGGACUCUGAGCCUCCACCCGAGGUGGUCAAGCACCAGACCAACAUCAGCGAGCUGAAGCGUUCCUUCCUGGAGACCGGUAGCAAUGGCGGCGGCACUCCGGGUCUGACGGAGUGGGAGAAGAGACUGUCGUCGUCGCCUCUGCGCUCGCCCAGAGCGGACGAAGACCCGAUGAUAGAGCCGCUGGAGCUGCAGGACGCGAAAGACGAGCAGACGGAGCAGCAGGCGGGACCUAAAGACACUGUGGCGGCGGUGGGAUAUCUGGUGAAAUACGUGCCGGAUAGCAUUGUGACAGACGGGGCCACCUCCUCGGGGCCCCACGGCAUCAGCCUGUCCACCACCAUGGACGACGACGUCUUCGUGGACGGGACAUUGAGGGAGGAGGCGGGGGGCAAAACCCAGGACGAGGAGGAAGAGGCAUCGGACAACUCAGUGACCAAGCUCAGCCCUGGAGCGGUGAAACAGGAAGUGUCGCAGGCCAUCAGCGAAAAGAAAGGCACGCUCAUCAUCUUUAAGCAGGCAGAGAACAAAGAGGACGAAGAAAUGAGCGAAAAGGAAGGACUGGCAGAAUCGGAAACCAACAGCAACCAGGAGCAGAAACGUCAAGCUUCACUAAAAGCUGAGAUUAAAAAUGGCGACGUGAGUCAGAUUAGAGGCGUUGACUCGCCGAAGAAAGCGAUGGCGUCGUGGAUUUCUGAGGAGAAGGUGGAGAGUUCAGAAGUCGUCGGCGUGUUUACAAAGGAAGUGGAAGAGCUGAAGACUUUGGAUGAGCUGCAGCAGAAAGCCGAAGGAAUCCAGCCGAAGUUGAGCCCAACUCACGUUACGGUUUCUGCGUCCUUAGCUGUGUCUGCGCCUGGAUGGGUUUCACCCUCUCACAAGGCAUCAGCUGACCAGGAGAAGGCGGUAGUCGUUACUGAAAACGAAGCCGAGUCCGCAAAACCAAAGGCUCCUGACGGGGUGGAGGUUGCUGCCAAAGACGUGCCUGUGGUCCACACAGAGACAAAAACCAUCACCUACGAGUCGGCCGAGGUUGACACGAACGGAGACGCGGACCCCGGGGUGCUGCUGAGCGCUCAGACCAUCACCUCAGAAACCACCAGCACCACCACAACCACCCACAUCACAAAGACGGUGAAAGGAGGGAUCUCAGAGACGCGAAUUGAGAAGCGGAUUGUCAUUACCGGAGACGCAGACAUCGACCACGACGAGGCUCUGGCUCAGGCCAUAAAGGAAGCCAAAGAGCAGCACCCUGACAUGUCAGUGACCAAAGUAGUGGUGCAUAAAGAGACAGAGAUCACGCCAGAGGAGGGGGAGGACUGAUCCAGGAAUAACCUUCUUCCUUCUUCCUGCGAUCACAUCUCACCGUCUGGACUGUCUGAAGGCUCCUCCUCUACGGACGCUGCAGCUCGCCGCUCCACUCGCAAACAUCACCUGCAAACCCAACGAACACACUCUGCAUGAGAAGGACGCCACGCUGCAUCACCAACCAAACGGCCUCGUCUGAUUCGUUUUAGUUUUUAUUUUAAUGGUCCUGAAUCCGAAGUAAACCUUCUGCUUUCACUGCCUUAUUACGACUUUGAUGCAUUUUUAUGAUUGCUGAGGAUAAUUACUGUAGCAGCAUUUUAUUUAUGAGAUAAAGCCAUCACUCCAGGAACUUGUAAUUGCUGUAGGCUGUACAUGUUAGAGCAAACACUAUUUAACCUCAAUGUAGAAGAAAACCAAGCAUCGCUUCACUCCCACAAUGAUUUUCCACCCGGUGCCACUGUACAUAUCACAGCCUCUCCAGCAAAGCCGGCUUACGAUGAUCUUUUUAAGGUUGAUUUGUGUCAUUUGAAUUCAUUUCACUUUUAUUGUCUUUUAUUUCUCGCUUUUAUUGUGAUGUUUUGGUUUUUCCUCCCACUCGAGCUCCACUUUUGGCGAGGAAAACGAAAAAACAAAAUGACUUUUUGACGUGCCUGUGCAGGCUGGGAAUGUUUUGUUUUGUUUUUUUCUUUUUUCCCAUGGGGGGGACAAUCGGCCGCAACAAAGCUCCGCGUUGGCGUGGCGACGGCGCGGCCGCGGGGCAAAGGGCUCAGACGGCCGAGCUCCGCCCGAAAGAGACGCAGAGCCCAGAGAGAGAAAUCGGUUAUCCUCCCCCGACAUCCACAGCUUUUAUCUGCUCCUCCAUUUCACCUGCAGCCACGUUUUCCACAGCGUAGGGGAGGAAAACGGAGACUGACGCAUUUCUUGUUAAUUUGCAGUUUACUCCUAAAAUAAUAAAGUGACAGUACAGCA
This is a messenger RNA of Gambusia affinis (western mosquitofish), 4571 nucleotides long. It is a transcript of the gene epb41l3b, whose product is annotated as erythrocyte membrane protein band 4.1-like 3b. The record is from RefSeq and is a predicted model, not a curated record. Gene Ontology annotation, cellular component: plasma membrane; cytoskeleton. Gene Ontology annotation, molecular function: actin binding; structural molecule activity. The coding region runs from base 153 to 3617 and encodes 1154 amino acids. Gene Ontology annotation, biological process: cortical actin cytoskeleton organization. NCBI's taxonomy places the organism in Eukaryota, Metazoa, Chordata, Actinopteri, Cyprinodontiformes, Poeciliidae. The transcript has 25 exons.